AUGGCUACACCAAAGAUCAUUGCAAUCGUUGGGGCCACCGGCACUCAAGGCUCUUCAGUUGCCCGCACAUUCCUGGCUCUUCCUAACUGGCACGUCCGGUGCUUGACCCGAGACCCAAGCUCGGAAAAAGCUCUUGUACUCUCGAAGCUAGGCGGCGAACUUGUGCGGGCAGACCUGGACGACGAAGAUUCCCUCGUGCAAGCCUUCGCCGGUGCACACGCAAUCUUUGUCAAUACCGAUUUCUGGAUCCCCUAUCGUGCAGCACUAUCUUCAGGAAUCGACCCCCUCACCAGCGCCAAACAAGGAUACGAAGCAGAGAUCACCCACGGCAAGAAUGCUGCCAAUGCUGCCAUGAAGAUCCCGACCCUGGAGCGAUUCAUAUACUCGGCUCUGGGUCCGAUGAAAAAAGCAUCGGGGGGAAAGUACCCUUCAUCCUACCAUUGGGAAACAAAAGCCCAUAUCGUCAAUUAUAUCGAGCAGUUGCCAGACGUGGCAGCCAAGACUUCGUUCAUUUACAUCGGCGCUUACAUUUCGAAUCCUUUCCUCUACCCGAAGUUUCAACCAGAGAGUGGCGCAUUCGUUUCUGCCAUACCGGCAACAAAAUCAUUGCGCAUGCCAAUCAUCGAUACCGCCAACUCGACCGGUCCUUUCGUCAGGGCGUUGGUGGAGGAUGAAGCACCGGGGAUGAAAUUGCUGGCGUAUGAUGAUUAUCUCUCAGUGGAUGUGUUGAUGGCCGUGUGGUCCCGCGCUCUUGGAAAACCAGUCCAUGUCAUUGAGAUGAGCGUCCAGGAAAUGCACGAAAAGACAGCUAUUCCAGUCGAAGUUUUGAGCGGCCCUGCGUUCAUUGAAGAAUUUGGCUACUGUGCUGGUUUGGAAAAUGUGGUGGAGCCUGCCCAGUUGAAAUCUCAGAUUCAGGCCAAAACAUUUGAGGAAUGGCUUAAAGCGCAGGAUAUCAAGGAGAUCUUGGGGUUGAAGGAUCAGAAUCAGUGGGAUGGUCUUGUGCAAUAG
Molecule: messenger RNA, 1008 nt
Organism: Penicillium brevicompactum
Lineage: Eukaryota; Fungi; Ascomycota; Eurotiomycetes; Eurotiales; Aspergillaceae
Product: NmrA/HSCARG family protein
Exons: 1
Coding region: 1-1008 (335 amino acids)
Source: RefSeq, a predicted model, not a curated record